This is a messenger RNA of Amorphotheca resinae ATCC 22711, 1029 nucleotides long. RefSeq lists its product as hypothetical. Lineage: Eukaryota; Fungi; Ascomycota; Leotiomycetes; Helotiales; Amorphothecaceae. The record is from RefSeq and is a predicted model, not a curated record. The transcript has 2 exons. Bases 1 to 1029 code for a protein of 342 amino acids.
AUGAACAGUCAAUUGUCGCCAAGUGCGAGACGUCAACUCGACCGUUUCUGCCGCCAAUAUCUUCAAGUUGAGCCCGACCUUGACUACCCUGAUCCAGAGCAUCUACGGAAUGAUGGCUUUCAACAGGCUCUCUAUGCUAGAGCAUUCAAAGACGGAGUCGCUCCCUCACCACCUACCAGGUACCGGCUACGCGUCUUGAAGAAGCUCACCAAGAAGAUUGAGGAGAGUAUUCAAGACUGGGACGAAGAAGGUAUUUCUGAUGAUAUAAUGAACUGUCUGUCCUCUUUGCUUUCAUCGUCUGUUCCUCCUGAAGCAACUUCAGCACAGCAAAAGUCGUACGUUACGUAUACUCUUGCUUCGCUCGGUUCCAAAGAUCAGGAACCCCCCUGGAUCUCCCUCCUUGAAUCGAGAAAUCUCGUAGCCGCAGCUGGGACUACCGGCCUCAGGACUUGGGAGGCUGCCCUUCAUCUCGGCGAAUAUCUCUGCGCUAACGCUCAGGGUCUCGUUCAGGGGAAGUCCAUUCUUGAAUUGGGAGCGGGGACGGGAUAUGUAUCCAUUCUCUGUGCGCGCCACUUGGGGGCUUCUCACGUGAUUGCGACAGAUGGUUCAGAUGAUGUUGUUGCCAGUCUAUCGGACAACUUCUACCUGAACGAGCUCCAGGAUAUAUCGAUGAUCGAGGGAAAGGAACUCAAAUGGGGCCAAGCUUUAAUGGGUGGAGAGCACCCUGAAUGGAAUGGAGGGCGGAAUAUCGAUCUCAUUCUUGGAGCCGACGUUACCUAUGAUGCAUCUGUAAUUCCGGCCUUGGUAUCGACAUUCGGAGAUCUCUUCGAGUUAUACCCGAAUAUCAAGAUUAUCAUUGCCGCCACGAUACGGAAUCAGAAGACCUUCGAGUCUUUUCUGGAAGCCUGCCGGAUGAACAAGUACAAGGUUGAAAAUCUCGAAUUCGGUAUAAAGGCUGCUGAGUUGCAAGAAGGCCCAUUUUAUCCUCACAAGGUUCCGAUUCAGUUAUCUCUUAUUAUGAGGUCAUGA